AUGCAGGUUGACAAGAUCCCAGAUUUUCUCGCGGAGAAACGAGGGGAAGCUCUUGACGAAUCUCAAUCACUGCUUUUACAGGUUGAAGAUUUCUGGGAACGAAAACUAUGGCACCAGCUCACAAACGCUCUGAUAGAGUACUUUUGUCUACCAGAAAGUGCACCCCAGAGGCUGUCGUUCUUCAAGAACUUCAUUCUUACCUUCGCGGACAAGAUAAAUCAGCUCAAGUUUGUAACUCUGGGACUUAUGGCGUCAACACAAUGCAGCGAUGACCAAGAACGACUCUCCUUUUUAGCUUCGUUAGCAAACAAAGUCGAUAAACCAGAGUCAAAGGAUGCGCAUGUGUAUGCUAUCGCAGAUGUUGCGAGCGUCAAGCUACGGCUGAAGGACUUUGAAGGGGCACGAAAGGAUCUUGAUGCUUCGCAGGCUGUAUUGGACAUGUUUGAUUCGGUUGAGAACGUAGUGCACGCAGCGUUUUACAAAGUCAAUGCAGACUAUUACCAUGCUAAACUUGAAUUUGCUUCAUACUACAAAAAUGCCCUCCUUUACCUAGCGUGCAUCGACCUGCAAUCUCUGGCACCAGAACACCGUGUUGCCAGGGCAUACGAUCUGAGCGUUGCAGCUCUGGUCUCUGAUACUAUUUACAACUUUGGUGAAUUACUUCUUCACCCUGUCCUAGAUGAGCUAAAGGACACACCCCAUGCCUGGCUUCGUGAGCUACUUAUGGCUUUUAACCGGGGCGAUUUGAGCGCAUAUGAUGUUCUGGCUGUCAACAUGGAUAAAAACCAAUUACUCCAACGACAUAAGGUAUUUUUAUACCAGAAGAUAUCCCUUGCAGCACUCACCGAAAUGGUUUUCCGACGACCACCACACAACAGAAGCAUGACGUUUGCUGCUAUAUCAGAGGAGACCAAAGUUCAACCUAAUGAAAUCGAACAUCUAAUAAUGAAAGCGCUGAGCCUCGGCCUCCUAAAGGGUACGAUUGACCAAGUUGCACAGAUAGCACACAUCCACUGGGUGCAGCCAAAGGUUCUGGACAUGAGUCAGAUCGAGGGAAUGCGGACAAGGCUACGUGAAUGGGAUGCUGGGGUUAACCAACUCGGCCACUGGAUUGAAAGUGUAGGAAAGGACGUCUGGGCUGCAUAG
This is a messenger RNA of Microsporum canis CBS 113480, 1146 nucleotides long. Its product is annotated as 26S proteasome non-ATPase regulatory subunit 13. Gene Ontology annotation, molecular function: structural molecule activity. The record is from RefSeq and is a predicted model, not a curated record. Gene Ontology annotation, cellular component: cytosol; proteasome regulatory particle, lid subcomplex; nucleus. Gene Ontology annotation, biological process: ubiquitin-dependent protein catabolic process. Bases 1 to 1146 code for a protein of 381 amino acids. The transcript has 3 exons. Lineage: Eukaryota; Fungi; Ascomycota; Eurotiomycetes; Onygenales; Arthrodermataceae.